CCCAGUAGCUCUAGCGAGAGUGGAUCGCGGUGGAUUGUGGGUAAGGCGGAAGUAAACAAACGCACGCCGAAGAUGGGGCAUUCAGAGCAGGGGCCCUCAGACGAGAUUAGAGUCAAAAAGACGGAUAUUUUAAAAGAUUUCCAGCUGUUCUUUUUCUCCAUGAGUCGCCUGGCUUCAUUUCCCUGGACUUUUCUAGAAAAUGACCUCCAGAGCAACAAAUCGUCAGAAUUCAUUUCGGAUAUCCUGAAACAGACGUGUCUUCACUCGCUGUGCAGAAGGUUUCCGCCGUCGGUCAGAUACAGGAGGCUGUUCCUCUCCGAGCUCAUCAGGCGGCAGGAGGCUGGAGGCUGCGAUCCCCUGGACGAGCUGUACGACGCCCUGGCUGAGGUGGUGGGAGCCGAAGACACGACUGAGUGCUACAAGAGCUACCUACUGCCCUGCGGUGAUGCUGUCAGCCUGUCGGAAAACGUUGCUCUGAUCUCGGAGGGAACCACUGGUCUGGUGACCUGGGAGGCCGCCCUCUACCUGGCCGAGUGGGCUCUGGAUCACCAGCAGGCCUUCAGCGGCAGGACGGUUCUGGAGCUGGGCAGCGGCGUGGGGUUGACCGGUAUCACCAUCUGUCGCUCCUGCAGCCCCGACAGGUUUGUCUUCAGCGACUGUCACCCCAGCGUCCUGCAGAAACUGAGAGCCAACGUCCAGCUGAACGGGCUGACUGAGCAGAAGUCUCCCAGGGUCAGUGUGGAGGAGCUGGACUGGACGGCAGCGACGGAGGAGCAGUUCAGACAGAUCGGGGCCGACGCCGUCAUCGCUGCAGAUGUGGUGUACGACCCCGACGUCGUGGGAAGUCUGGUGGAGCUGCUGUCCAAGAUCCUGAGGAGUUCUUCCCCUGACGUCCUCAUCUGCUCCACCAUAAGAAACCCGGAGACGUACAGCGGCUUUAAGCAGCAGCUGGAAAACGCAGGAAUCAGCCAUCACGUGAUCACAGGACCCGUCAGCCACGUGUUUCCCUACAACCGACUCUCCUCCAUAGAAAUGAUCAAGCUGUACAGGUGACGAGUGCAGCGCAAUAAAGAUUUUAUUUACA
Messenger RNA from Xiphias gladius (swordfish), 1084 nucleotides. It is a transcript of the gene eef2kmt, whose product is annotated as eukaryotic elongation factor 2 lysine methyltransferase. Lineage: Eukaryota; Metazoa; Chordata; Actinopteri; Istiophoriformes; Xiphiidae. The record is from RefSeq and is a predicted model, not a curated record. The transcript is spliced from 8 exons. The coding region runs from base 73 to 1053 and encodes 326 amino acids.